Messenger RNA from Stereum hirsutum FP-91666 SS1, 435 nucleotides. RefSeq lists its product as uncharacterized. Bases 58 to 216 code for a protein of 52 amino acids. Lineage: Eukaryota; Fungi; Basidiomycota; Agaricomycetes; Russulales; Stereaceae. The record is from RefSeq and is a predicted model, not a curated record. The transcript has 4 exons.
CCCUGUCUAUCUAUGGCCUGAAACUUGCCUGUAUCUACGGAGUAAUUGUGUGGACGCAUGCACUGUGGCUGCUCGAGUUAUGAUGUUCUGGCUAUCUCUGGACUGGAUGCGGACUGGCUGAGUAAAGCUUACUGUGAGAGGAUUCUCGAGAUAGAGUCCGGGUCCUCCGUCAAUAAGGAGAAGUGGUACCUACGGCUGUGGAAUAGACCUACAUAGGGACUGAGAUGGACAAUUAGAGGCCUUCUGUGGAGACAUCAACGACUCUAAGACGAGACCGGUAGAGUCGGCUGUGUCUUGCAGUGGUGUUACGUGGACUUCGACAUCUUCUUUCCUUCGGUCGUGUGUCCACAGCACGCCUGCAAUUUACCUUCUGGACACGGCCCAAGCUCGAUUUUUGCCCACCAUAACAUUUUACAGUUUCCGUUCACAGUCUCC